AACUCUCGGAACGGACGACUCUUACGAUGUUCUAUUUGCAAGUCGAUUGGAAUUCCUUGGUUCGAUUGCCAGUACGGCGCGGUAAUUGAUAGCGGGUAGAUUGUUUGUUGUACUUCUUGUUGUUAUCGAUCAAUCAGUUCUGGUGGCUUAUUUAUCUGGUUCUGUGAAUUGUGUCAAGAAGACAAAAGUGAGACACGAGAAAAAAAUGUCAUUACCGAUCUUGAGGUGAAGGCAUUGAAAUCUUAAAAAGGGCCUUUUAGGGGGAAUAUGACCUGAGAAGAGUGUGCAGCAGUCAACAAAUAAUUAGCAAUGUCCGUCCUGUCGAUGUCCCCGUGGAAGCUAGCCUUAGUGAUAUUCCUGUUGGCAGCCAGCUGUACUCAAGCCAACAUAAGGUCAGCACCGAAGGCCAAGUCUUCUCAGAAAUCGCUUAUCCGACACACCCGUGCACUUGGCUUCUUCCAGAAGAUUGCCGAAAUCGGCAAACUGAUCUACCAGCAGUACAACGACACCACCUGGACGCUGCAGGGGGUCUACGAUGUUGCGCGGAACGAGUUCUCCGAUACCUUCACCACCACGACGCCAAAUCCCCUUCUGCCAACGACGACCCCUGACCCAGCAACUAGUACAACGGAAAAGUAUCGAAUCUCCCGAGCCGAAUUGGGUCGCAUCCUGAAUCGUAACUACCGAGGACUGCAAAAAUUGUUCCGACUGGAAUGGAAUGAAGCAUGGAAUCAAACCAAAUACAACGUAGCUUUCUACAAACAGGAGCUGAACAACGCGAUCAAACCUCGGAAAAAUGCCACCACGGUCAAGCCAUGAUCGCUGGCAACGCAAAACUACCUGAAUGCAAUGUUCCAAUUUCUUAUUUAAGGGGAUCUCUCUGUGAUAGUAUUGACUACUGUGUUUUUUUUUCAACAAACAUGUACUGGGUACCUCUAGUUUGUAAGGUUUGAGAAAAUGAUUAUGUGUGAAUGUACAUAAGCCAAUAAGAAAACAAAUCAACUGCAGUUCACGAUGGGUCUUAUUGCGACAAUCGAUGGAACUAACGCAAACAAUCAACGUUAGUUCUCUCGAUGGGCCCAUCGCCUAAUUAAGUACCGACUAAGCGCGAAGCCAGCUGUGUGACCGCGACUAGCAAUUUCUAGCAGUGCCAAUAAAUCUAAUAAACAUACUCAA
Molecule: messenger RNA, 1176 nt
Organism: Armigeres subalbatus
Lineage: Eukaryota; Metazoa; Arthropoda; Insecta; Diptera; Culicidae
Exons: 5
Coding region: 310-819 (169 amino acids)
Source: RefSeq, a predicted model, not a curated record